Messenger RNA from Hydractinia symbiolongicarpus, 2084 nucleotides. Its product is annotated as protein tweety homolog 2-like. Lineage: Eukaryota; Metazoa; Cnidaria; Hydrozoa; Anthoathecata; Hydractiniidae. Gene Ontology annotation, molecular function: volume-sensitive chloride channel activity; intracellularly calcium-gated chloride channel activity. The transcript is spliced from 15 exons. The coding region runs from base 249 to 1775 and encodes 508 amino acids. Gene Ontology annotation, cellular component: plasma membrane. The record is from RefSeq and is a predicted model, not a curated record.
AAUUUAAAUCAUUACAAGCUAUCUACCCGUCUGCCGGAACCUGCUGCACAAAACAAACACACAUCCUCCAGGAAAUUGUAACACGUGCGCCAUUAUUUAUAAGUCACACUCCGUUACUGAUAUUUAACAGCAUAUCCGUUACUGAUAAUAUCAGUGUUUGGCCACGCGACACAUUUAUCCCGCGGAAGGAGAGCAUAAAAUAACCCCCUUUAACCCUUUCUUCAAAACAUCACAAAAAUAGGUUUGCAAUGGCGGCGCUUCUGAACACAUCUAUGCUGGCGAAUGUAUUUCACUCAUUUCCACAUGUAGAUUUUAAUUUCUACAAUGCAACACUUUUAUUUACCCCAGAUGACUUAAGAUAUCAACAGGCACUGUUUUUCAAUGGUAUUUACGUCAUAUUCGCAGCAACUGUGUUGUUUUUAUUGUUUUCAAUCUAUUUUUUGGUGUGUUCAUGUUAUUUCUGUGCAAAUUGUCGAUCACAAGCUUUGAAGCCAAGACCCACAAGAAGUAGAUGCUUGAGACUGUUGAUUGGAGCUUUAGCAGUUUUGUCAUGCUUUCCACUGGGUAUUUUAUUCUAUGGCAAUAACAAAGCACAGGAUGGUGUCGAAAAAUUUGCAUCUGGAGCUAAAAAAAUAUACAAUAUCUUUGACUUGUAUAAGUUUAAGAACAAAGUACUUGCAAGGUAUGUUACACUUGGUUUACAAAACGGUGUUGAAAAACUGGAGAGCACGCUACCAUUUAAUAUCUCUUUGCCAGAAGUUAGGCUACUACUUUAUAAUCUGUCGUCAGUGCAGGAGAUAUUGCAGCAAAAAGGAAAUCUGCUAAAAGAUGUAAAUGUGGAUUUAAAGUCCGUUUCAGAAGACUGUUUAACAUAUGAUAGUUUAAGAUGGUGGAUCACAUUAUGCAUUCUAUUGUGGCAGUUGAUCCUGAUACUAAUAACAAUUUACUCUGCAUUUUCAAGAAGACGAUGCCCAUUUAUUGUGUUAACAAUAAUGGCUGUUAUAAGUUUAUUUCUUAUGAUGGCUUCUGUGAGUGUUGAAGUCCCUCUCAGCAUUGGAGCAGGUGAUUUAUGCACUUAUCCAAAACAAUCUUUAUUGCAAUAUAUAACAAAGCCAGCAGCCAAUGAUUUGGUAAGAUACUACUUAGAAUGCUCAAAUUCAACAAAUCCCUUACAACAGUCUUACAAAGUUAUUAGCGAAGAACUUUUAACAGCACAAGCACUAUUGGAUAUCGUUAAAUUGGACCCUCUGAUUCACAGUUUGCCUUCUUCACAGAUAUAUAUCGACAUAAUUCAACAAUCAUUAACAAACAGUGAAAAUGUUCUCGAUCAGUUGAUGGAGAUAUUGGGUUGUGCGGAAUUACAUAAAGAAUUCGAAUCAAGUCUAGCUGCUGUUUGUAACACUUUGUUAGAUGGUUUGGGUUUACUGAUGUUAUGUAGUAUUCUCACAAGCUUGCUGAUUAUCAUCACGCUGUUAUGUAUCACGCCUAUAUGGAAAGCCUUGGCUCCUCUCAGACCGAUAUUAAAACGCGAUAAAGUGGGCGUCCAUUUAGUUACUGAUAGUUAUCAAGGUCCACCUGGAGGCUCUGAAAGUUUUCAUGGUUCAUCGUCUUUUGAUGUUUCAUACAAGUCAAUCGAUGAUAAUGAAUUUGAGCAUUUACCAUUGCUCGCAAAACGUGACAGAGGACCUCCAUCGUACCGUGCCAUCCAUGGGUCGACCGAAUUUUUAUCGGUGGAGGAAGAAGACAGAAGAGGAAGACGUGGUAUAAAUAUGUGAUUCAGGUUAUGACGUUAUCCCGAUAAAAUUUCGCGCGAACCUAUUUUUGCAUAAAUUUAUCUUCGCCACUUGAUUCAUCUAUGCGGGCGAAGAAAAGUAAAAUUGUUGAGAUUUCUUUUUGCAGGCUUCUGUUUUUUACGCCAAAUUUUUCAAAAAAUAAUAUUUGCGCGAAAUAUAUUUAAUUUAAAAAAAAUAGAAGUAUAUAUUAAAAAAAUAAAUAAUUUAUUACAAUAUUGUAUAGAAGAUUUCUUAAUUUUUUUACGUAACUUUUGUAUGUGAUAUAUCAACCAGGAUGUUGCAACAGCAAAA